Nylanderia fulva is the source of this 1851-nucleotide messenger RNA. The record is from RefSeq and is a predicted model, not a curated record. NCBI's taxonomy places the organism in Eukaryota, Metazoa, Arthropoda, Insecta, Hymenoptera, Formicidae.
AUGGAAGAGGAAGGAUGGAAGAAGAUGAGAAGGUACCUACCGAAAGGAUACGUAUGGGGAGUGCAAGGAGCAAGUAGAAAGAAGAAGAGAGGAAGAGCGAAAGGAGGCAUGAUUAUGGGGAUAAAAAAGGAGAUUGCAGAGAAGGGAGGAAUGAUGGAGCUGAGUAAGGAGGGCUUUGUGGUAGGAAGAGUAAAGAUAGGGAAGGAAAAAUGGAGGGUGAUAGGAGUAUACGUAGGAGAAGGAAUAGAGAAGGCGUGCAGGGAGAUGGAGAAGUGGACGGAGGAGAAAGAGGAGGAGGUUUACACGAUAAUAGGAGGAGAUUUUAAUGCGAGGACAGGACAAGAGGGGGGUAGAAUCAGAGAUAAGGAGAAUGCGGAAGAGGAGAGGAAAGAGGAAAAGAAAAGAAAGUCGAAAGACAAAUUAAUCAAUGCAGAGGGAAGAAAACUACUGGAAUUCAUGGGAGAAAGAGGUUGGAGCAUAAUGAACGGUAACACAAAGGGAGAUGAGGAGGGAGAAUGGACUUUUACAGGAGGAAGAGGGAACACGGUUAUAGAUUACGUAAUUGGGAAUGAGGAUAGCGGAGAGAAGGUGAGAAGGUUAAGAAUAAGAGACAAGGUGGACUCAGAUCAUCACCCAAUAGAAGUGGAGAUAGAAGGAUGGCAGAGAAGAGAGAGAAGAAAGUCGAGAGGAGGGAGGAGAGGAGUAUGGAAUGAGGAGGGCCGGAGGAUUUUUGAGGGAAAAGUGGAGGAGAUAGGAGAAAUAGGAGGAGGAGAGGAAGAGAUAGAUGGAGAAUGGGAAAGAAUAGAGGAGAGGAUGAAGGAAGUAUUAAGAGCAACAGAGGAGGACUGGAGGAAAGGGAAGAAGGAGAAAAGAGGAUGGUGGGAUGGGGAGUGCAGAGAGGAGAAAAGAAAGGUAAGGAGGGAGCUGAGGAGAUGGUGGAGGGAAGGAGGUGAGGGGGAGGAAUAUAGGAAGAGAAGAGGGGAUUACAAGAGAUUGUGUGAGAGGAAGAAAAAGGAAGAAAACGAGAAAUGGGAAAAGAAGGCAGCAGAGGUGAAAAGAGAAUCGGAGUAUGGAGGAGGGAACGUGGAGGAUUGGAUGCUGGAUUUUUGUAAUAGAAUAUGGAGAGGAGAAGGAUGGCCGAAGAGAUGGAUAGAGGGAGUGAUUACACCGAUAAGGAAAAAAGGGGAUGGAAAGGAGGUGGAAGACUACAGGGGAGUAACCAUGAUGCCAUCAAUGUAUAAGGUUUACACGAUGAUACUGACAGAAAGAUUGAGGAAGGAUGUGGAGGAAAAAGGGAUAGUGCCAGAAAAUCAGAUGGGGUUUAGGAGAGGAAUGGGAACAAUAGACAACAUAUACGUGAUGAAUUAUCUAAUCAAUAGACAACUGGAAAAAAAAGAGGGAAGGCUAACGGCAUUGUUUAUAGAUCUGAGAGCAGCAUUUGACUCGGUAGACAGGGAGAAAUUAAUGGAGGCAAUGGAGGAGGAGAGAGGAGGAGAAAGGAUUGAGAUGGAGAUUGAGGUAGUAGGCUUUGUAGACGGUAUUGAAGCCUCACGUUAUGUUGGCGACAAGAAACAAUAUAAAGUUUUUAAAUUUUAUAUUAAUAAUGGCGAAGGGAGGCAAGUACAAGUUGUCGUGUGGAAUGACGAUAUUACACCCGUAGAACCACAUGUAAAAUUAAACCACAUUAUUCAUUUAGACGGAGUGCAGGCUCGUACUCCUAUUUCAUAUAAUAACGGCAAUGUGCCCUACGAGCUACAGAUCCAGAGUAAUACAACAAUCUCCAAUUUGGGGAAAUAUAAUAUGGAACGAACCAAUUUAAUCGAACCGGAGCUGUGGAGUUUUGUGAUGUAA